Messenger RNA from Aphanomyces astaci, 860 nucleotides. RefSeq lists its product as hypothetical. The coding region runs from base 22 to 666 and encodes 214 amino acids. NCBI's taxonomy places the organism in Eukaryota, Oomycota, Saprolegniomycetes, Saprolegniales, Verrucalvaceae. The record is from RefSeq and is a predicted model, not a curated record. The transcript is spliced from 9 exons.
CUUGGGCGCGACCUUUCGAAAAUGCCACCGACCGCCACGACCGCCGUCGAAUGGUCCAAGUUAGACAUUCGGCGUUUACCUACACUGGUAAAAGAAGUGGAUACCCUCGUAAAACUCGCCCCCGAGUACAAAGUGUUGUACUCAGAUGAACAGAUGCAUGCAUUUCUGUUAUCGCUUCAAUCUCGCAUUGAUGACGUCGAUGCCAUGAGACGGGAGUUUGCAGAAGAUCCCCGCGUCAUCGUCGUGGACCGCCAGCUCUUUCGUUUACGUGAUGUCUGCAUUGACUUGAAAUCGACUCCCGUUGUCGCAGAGUACAACAGCCGUUUGCACGAACCGAAAAGCGCGAAAUCAGCGCCAGAGCCGACGCAGGAGGUUAAGCCCUUGUACAGAUGGGAAGCUCGAAAGCCGACGUGGCGACAAGCCAUGGCAAGCCAAGACUUGAAUUACAUUGCGCUCAAGGAACCGGGACAUUAUUCCACCCGAAGCCCGGUGGAAAACACACUGCAACUGGAAGGCCAGUUUGAGUUUCAAAUCAUCAUGACUGAAGAUGAGUGGCGGUGGCAUCAAAAACAACGGCGCCAAGUGGCAGCCGAGUCCAAGCAUGUGGAGCGGAAGAAAAAGGCCGACGUCCUGGGCGUCGCCCCACAGCAGUAUGAUGGAAUAUGAAAUUUCCGUGCGGUGUAUGAGCAUGUUUCAUGCACGUGUGUGUAGGCGCUCCAUUCAAUCAAGCACCCCGUACAUCGACCCGCUCAAGCUUGAAAAAAGUGUGUACCGUUGAGUAGACACUUGAUACCUGUGGUCUGUGAAAAAUAGUAUUCUCAGCCUGCAGUAUAAAAUAAAAGAGGUCCUGUCAUACUGCA